CUGCCAUUUGCAGUCGUUGUUGCUGUGCCACUCCCCCACCAGCUGCCACCAUGCAGAACGAGGUGGGUGACAUGGUGGACCUCUACGUCCCCAGGAAGUGCUCGGCCACCAACAGGAUCAUCACGGCCAAGGACCACGCCUCUGUCCAGAUCAUCAUUGGUCUCAUUGAUGAGAAUGGCCUCUAUGAUGGCCGCUUCACCACCUUUGCUCUCUCUGGGUUUGUCCGUGCUCAGGUCAUUGUUGUGAAGGCCCCACAGGAAGGCGUGGGGGAUUUGGCACAAGGCCGGUGA
Messenger RNA from Triticum aestivum (bread wheat), 290 nucleotides. RefSeq names its product 40S ribosomal protein S21-like. Gene Ontology annotation, molecular function: structural constituent of ribosome. Bases 51 to 290 code for a protein of 79 amino acids. NCBI's taxonomy places the organism in Eukaryota, Viridiplantae, Streptophyta, Magnoliopsida, Poales, Poaceae. The transcript has 3 exons. The record is from RefSeq and is a predicted model, not a curated record. Gene Ontology annotation, cellular component: ribosome. Gene Ontology annotation, biological process: translation.